Messenger RNA from Candidozyma duobushaemuli, 1338 nucleotides. RefSeq lists its product as uncharacterized. Gene Ontology annotation, biological process: septin ring assembly; endoplasmic reticulum inheritance. Gene Ontology annotation, cellular component: perinuclear endoplasmic reticulum; cortical endoplasmic reticulum; endoplasmic reticulum membrane. The transcript has a single exon. Bases 1 to 1338 code for a protein of 445 amino acids. NCBI's taxonomy places the organism in Eukaryota, Fungi, Ascomycota, Pichiomycetes, Serinales, Metschnikowiaceae. The record is from RefSeq and is a predicted model, not a curated record.
AUGCGCCGAGUAAGAAACCUCGUCAAGUCGCUAUUUCUGAUAGCCUACUUGGCGCUUAUAGUGCUCACGGUGCCACUAGCGUUCGACCUAGGUGGCGUUGACUGUGGCCUCACAUACUCCCUCACCAUCCUACUGUUAUAUUUCAUCUUGACAUCCAUACGCCUUUUGGCCCGUCGUUAUGCUGUGCUCAAGCUCCUUGUGCCCUUGUAUUACGCUCAGCAUGUCUUUCUACCGAGCAUCUUGAUGUACGUGAUUCUGUGGUGCCAGAAUGAGCGCCAUUUCACCGUUGUGGCCAUAUGGCGCUAUAUUUUGGUGCAUCUGACCCCAGUCUUCACCAUAGCCGAGGGCUUCUGCUCCUUGCUUUUGCUUCAGGCGGUGUCGCAGACGUUGCAGUGGCUCACGUUGUACAAGUCUGACAGCUGGCUCUUUGUAUCCUUGAUCGGUUCGGGCUUCACCAUUACAGGAGCAUUGUACUUUUUGUACAGAAUUUACGUCUUGCCCUUCACCAUUGAAUUGGGCUCCGCAUCGCUCCUUGGGUCCUUCCUCACAUUGACUGUCGGCCUUGGCUUCUACGGCAUCGUUCUGGGUAAAGGUUCCAUGAUCGAGUCCUCCUUGUUGUUUGCCUACAUUGUUCGCUGCAUUUAUGAGAUGUUCCCGCUUCUCUCCGACAACGCCGCCGAGACACUUACCCACUUGUUCACGCAAACGAAGAUUAACUUGCAAAACGAGAUCCCCAGACUUCCUCCGCCCCUCACCAACACCAUCCUGGCGGUGCUUCCGUUCUUGGCCCACAACUUGCCUGGUUCCUUCAAGACCAUUUGGGAUUUCUUUCUUUCCCUGGCCGAGAAACUCACCUUGCCACUUGUAGUCAACUUGGCCUAUCGCAUUGGCGUGUUUUACGCCGCCACAAAGAUCAUUCCGUCUUUGUAUCAUAGGCUACCCUAUUCGCCGCCUAGAACACCGCCCCAUAUUGGCUCUCGCCUGUCAUCGCUGAGCUCCAUCUCACCCAUCUCCCUGCAGCAAGAGGAGAAGCGCAAGGUGCCCCGUCUCAACAGACCUAGAUCGGCGCCUUCUACCACCAUCAGCUUGAUUUACGCUUAUUCUCCAUGCAUCAUCAUCGCAGUUUACACUCACAUGAUGCUUCUGUACAAUGGCGAGCUCGGAACCGAGCUUAAGCUUUGGGGCUGGUGGGCUAGUGCUCCCAAAGAUAUGGUGAUCAUUGUUCAUCCUUGGCAAUUCUGGAAUUGGGUCAAGAUGGGCACUACACUUUUGCUUUACAUGGCUGAAUUGUCUGGCGACUCUAGCUCUGCUAUGACCAGCCAUUGGCAGGUUGACUAA